UUGACCCAAGUAAAAGGUAUACAACCCCACGUAGCAUCUCUAAAAAACUCUAGCAGCCUGGGUCAUUUGUGUGGAGCUACCAUCCUGUCUCAGACCUCCGCGCUGACUGCGGCGCACUGCGUGACCAAAGAUGUAGAUCAGUACCUGCUGCAGCUGAAUAACUACUGCUCACAUGGUGACGUGCCGCCCAAAGCUGACGUUUUGCAGAUUAUCAAACAUCCUCUUUAUAAUCCGAUCACAAGAGCGCAUGACGUGGCUGUGCUACGGAUCGCGCUAAAUCUCAGUGACGUCACCUGGCUUUCCCGCUCCCUGUUGCCCACAUACACCUUCGGACUAUCAGGAGAAUGCACAAUAUACGGGUAUGGCUACAAAGAAGUGGACUCAGGAGCCACAUCGGAGCGGUUGUCAGCCGGCACUCUGCGCAUAGUCUCUUUGGACGAGUGCACGGCGACAUUGGGCCCGUACGCAGCGCCCCGACAUGACAGCGGCAUGAUGUGUGCUGUUGGCGAAGGCGUCGACGCCUGCCAGGGUGACUCGGGUGGUCCUCUGUUCUGCUCGGGCAGUAUCCAAGCAGUGAGCAGUCACGGCAUCAGUUGCGCCGUGCCGGGCCUGCCAGCAGUUUACACCAGCAUAGGUCCACAUCUACAAUGGAUACGAGAACUUAUACAGAAUGAUUGA
Molecule: messenger RNA, 678 nt
Organism: Spodoptera litura
Lineage: Eukaryota; Metazoa; Arthropoda; Insecta; Lepidoptera; Noctuidae
Source: RefSeq, a predicted model, not a curated record